CUUUAUAGCCAGGUAGGGGAGAACUCUAUGUUCUUCCCAGUGGGAACAUCAGGGGCCGAUUCUCAAGGCUGACUCCUUUGGAGGGCGAGACUUCGCCUUCGAGGGGCGCACGUGUCGGGUAUCCUAAGGCUGAUGCGGCGAGGUGCGAGAUCGUCUCGAGUUGGCUAGCCUGCAUUGUGACCUGCCAUCUGCCCGGCCUCUCUCGUUUCCAGAGCUGUGGUGGGGUGCUGAGGCUCGGGCAGCAUGACGACGGAGACCUUCGUGAAGGAUAUUAAGCCCGGGCUCAAGAAUCUGAACCUUAUCUUCAUUGUGCUGGAGACAGGCCGAGUGACCAAGACAAAGGACGGUCACGAAGUUCGUACCUGCAAAGUGGCAGACAAAACUGGCAGCAUCAAUAUCUCCGUCUGGGACGACGUGGGCAACCUGAUCCAGCCAGGGGACAUUAUCCGGCUCACCAAAGGUUACGCUUCAGUGUUCAAAGGUUGUCUGACGCUGUACACUGGCCGUGGGGGUGAUCUUCAGAAGAUUGGAGAAUUCUGUAUGGUUUAUUCUGAGGUUCCUAACUUCAGUGAGCCAAACCCAGAGUACAGCGCCCAGCAGGCACCCAACAAAACGGUGCAGAACGACAGCAGCCCUACAGCUCCCCAGCCUACCACCGGACCCCCUGCCUCUUCUCCAGCCUCUGAAAGCCAGAAUGGGAAUGGACUGAGUGCCCCACCAGGUCCUGGUGGUGGCCCGCACCCCCCCCACACUCCCUCCCACCCCCCCAGCACUCGAAUUACCCGAAGCCAGCCCAACCAUACACCUGCCGGCCCUCCCGGCCCCUCCAACAACCCUGUCAGUAACGGCAAAGAAACCCGGAGGAGCAGCAAGAGAUAGCAAGACAUUCUUCUCCCUUCCUGCUACCGACCAUAACCCAAGUGUCUGCUAGAGAACACAGCCUUCUCCUGGGCUGCUGGCUUUGGGGGGAACGGGGUAGGUAGCAGUAUUUUAGUCACUAAACGUCACUGAAGGGGAGGUGAGCAGUGGCCUUACCCCUCCUAAGCCUAUCCUCACCGCCCUGGUUAGCUGAAGCUGCCUGUCCCCUGGGAUCCCGGGCUCUCUGUCUGCCCUUCCUCUUUAGAAACGACCAUUAUGGUCUGUUUCUUGUGUGUGUGUGUGAUGUGGAAGUCUAAUUGAAUCCCUCCUUCCUAAUAAAUGUUACCACUCUA
Messenger RNA from Hipposideros armiger (great roundleaf bat), 1211 nucleotides. It is a transcript of the gene NABP2, whose product is annotated as nucleic acid binding protein 2. Gene Ontology annotation, biological process: double-strand break repair via homologous recombination; response to ionizing radiation; mitotic G2/M transition checkpoint. The coding region runs from base 244 to 879 and encodes 211 amino acids. Gene Ontology annotation, cellular component: SOSS complex. The transcript is spliced from 7 exons. The record is from RefSeq and is a predicted model, not a curated record. Gene Ontology annotation, molecular function: DNA binding. NCBI's taxonomy places the organism in Eukaryota, Metazoa, Chordata, Mammalia, Chiroptera, Hipposideridae.